CAAACCAAGGGAGUGUUUUCUCAGAGAGAAAUAAUUCACAGGGAAGAAGAGUGAGAGACUACUGCAUGCAAGGAGUGGGAGAGCUGUGCUCAAACCAUUUUCAGUUUGUUCUACAUGAUAGUGAAAAUUGAAAAUAAUGAGUAAAUACUUGCAAAACCACAAACCUGAGUUCCAUGGAAGCUACCUUCUCAUGCAAGAAUAGGGUGAACUUCAAGGGCUUCUAUAUAUGAAAUUUUAAAGAGGGGAAAGAAGGGUUGCUUCCUAGUCACUGUAACAACAUAGAAAAAUAUAUAUAUAAUGGAUUCAAGACUGAUUGAAGUGGCUAAGAAUGGAGAAAUAGAUGCAUUAUAUGCAUUACUUGGAGAGAAUCCCUUCAUCCUUGAGAAUGUAGAAAAGAUUCCAUUCAUCAAUACUCCUUUACAUUGGGCUGUAUUAUCUGGUCAUACAUGUCUUGUGGAGGAAAUGAUAAAUUUGAAGCCUUCUUUCACUUUGAAGCUAAACCAAGAUGGAUUCAGUCCCUUACACUUAGCUUCAAUGUUUGGGCACUUAGAGAUUGUGAAGGCACUCUUGAAAGAUGAAAGUGGACAAUGCCUAGAGAAACAAAAAGCAGCCAUGAAUGUUGAUGGUGGUCUUUGUAACCUAAAAGGCAGAGAGAAGAGGAUUCCUCUUCAUUGUGCAGCUAUUUCUGGACACACUGAUGUUUUAGAAGUAUUGCUCUCCAGUUUCCCAAACUCUAUUAAUGCUUUAACUGUUAGAAAGGAGAGUAUUCUUCAUCUGGCUGUGAAAUUUGGUAAGGUUGAAGCCUUCAAAGUAUUAGUGAAUUGGCUCCGAAAGCAUUGGCGAAUCGACAUUUUAGGCUGCAAAGACCAAGAAGGCAACACUGUCUUGCAUCUUGCUACCUCAAAAGGACAAUAUCAGAUGAUAAAUGUACUUCUACGUAAUAGCCUCCUUGUUAGAAAUGUUGUCCCAGUAAAUGCAAAGAAUGACAAAGGGUUGACAGCAUUGGAUCUCUUAAUGCAUCUUCCUGGUAGUAAUCCAGACAGAGAAAGAAUCAAAACUAUCCUAUCCAAAGUGGGAGCUAAGAAAGCUGAUGAUAUUGGGUGCCAACUACAAGCAAAGACUAAUUCUCUACUGGAAUGGGUAUCUAAUUCGAAAAUCAAAUAUGUAUCAAAGUAUUUGAAAUUGAAGGUAGACAAGGAUACUCCAAGUGAAGCACGUAAUGCAUUGUUGGUGAUAGUUGUUCUAAUUUCCACGGCAACUUAUCAAACUGGAGUUAGUCCCCCUGGUGGUUAUUGGCAGAAUGACCUAAUAUCCAAUGGCACCUAUGUCUACCAUGCAGGAGAGCCAGUCUGGUCUACCACAUCUCCAAUUACAUACAAUUUGGUCAUGCUCUUUAAUUUUGCAGGGUUUAUGUUGUCUUCUCUCCUUGCUUACAACCUCACAGUAGGGUUCCCUCUGAGGGGUCCUCUCCUACUAGCUCUAGUCUUUAUGUUGCUUACUUAUUCAUGGUCUACUCCAAUCUUUUAUAAUGGUCCAGCUAGUCGUGCUGAGUAUUUCUGGCAUGCUAAUAAUUUGAUGUUAUGGCUUCCAGUUGGAUUUGUAGUAAUAAUCUGGGCCAUUACAGCAAAUUGGAUGGGGCAGAUCUGGUGGAAGCUUUCGCUAUUUAUUGGCCUUGUGAGGGAGUGACUGGAUUACUGUAGUAUCUUUCAUGACUUUUUGUAAACAACCUAGUGAUGCAUGUAUUGAAUCAGACUCUGUUGCAGUA
Macadamia integrifolia is the source of this 1765-nucleotide messenger RNA. Its product is annotated as ankyrin repeat-containing protein BDA1-like. Gene Ontology annotation, molecular function: protein binding. Lineage: Eukaryota; Viridiplantae; Streptophyta; Magnoliopsida; Proteales; Proteaceae. The transcript is spliced from 3 exons. The coding region runs from base 298 to 1686 and encodes 462 amino acids. The record is from RefSeq and is a predicted model, not a curated record.